Schistocerca gregaria is the source of this 3141-nucleotide messenger RNA. RefSeq names its product RNA cytidine acetyltransferase-like. Gene Ontology annotation, molecular function: ATP binding; tRNA binding; 18S rRNA cytidine N-acetyltransferase activity. Gene Ontology annotation, cellular component: 90S preribosome; nucleolus. The transcript has 3 exons. Gene Ontology annotation, biological process: rRNA acetylation involved in maturation of SSU-rRNA. NCBI's taxonomy places the organism in Eukaryota, Metazoa, Arthropoda, Insecta, Orthoptera, Acrididae. The record is from RefSeq and is a predicted model, not a curated record. Bases 23 to 2974 code for a protein of 983 amino acids.
CCCUCUGCUUAGGGCGAAUUCGAUGGGCGUCAAGAAGCUGCUCGACGUUCGAAUUCGGACCCUCAUACAGAAUGGCGUCCACACUAGACAGCGCACGUUCUUCGUCAUCAUCGGAGAUCACGCUAGAGACCAGGUCGCCAAUUUGUAUUAUAUUUACACCAAGGCGUCUCCUGGGGUGCGCCCGCCCGUGCUCUGGUGCUACAAGAACGAAUUGGGGUUUUCCACGAACAAGAAGCGCCGCAUGAAGAAUUUGAAGAGGUCGAUUCAAAAGGGGACUUACGACCCGAACACCGACGAUCCCUUCGAGUUGUUCAUGUCUAGCACUUCCAUUCGGUGGCUUUAUUACAAGGACACGCACAGAAUUUUGGGAAACACGUUUGGGAUGUGCGUGUUGCAGGACUUCGAGGCGAUGACGCCGAAUAUCCUCGUACAGACUAUAGAGACGGUGCAGGGUGGUGGGUUGGUCGUGCUGAUGCUCCAGACGAUGGACUCGCUUAAGCAGCUCUACACGUUGGCGAUGGACAUACACGCGAGGUUUAAGACCGAUUCGCAUAAGGUUGUUAAGGCGCGAUUCAACGAGAGGUUCCUGCUGUCUCUGAGCGCCUGCAGGACGUGUCUGAUCUUGGACGACGAGUUGAACGUCAUGAGCUUGUCCAAGACGAGCAGAAGCAUCGAGCCCGUGUCCAGGACGGCGCGCGAUGCCGAGAGCGAUGGCCAGUCUCCGGAGUUGGCGUCCCUGAAGCAGUCGUUGUUGGACACGGAGAUCGUCGGUCAGUUGAUUUCCAAGGCGAAGACGCUCGAUCAGGCGAAGGCCGUUUUGACUUCGAUAGAUGCCAUCAGCGAAAAGACGUUAAGAGCGACUGUCGUCAUCACCGCGCCUCGUGGACGAGGGAAGUCGGCUGCGCUCGGACUGUCUGUUUCGGCGGCGAUUGCGUUUGGUUAUUCUAACGUUUUCAUCACCAGUCCUACGCCGGAGAACCUGAAGACCACGUUCGAGUUCGUCUUCAAGGGGUUCGAUUCGCUGGGCUGGAAAGAGCAUCUGGACUACGAGCUCAUCCAGAGCACGAACCCGUCGUGGAACGGGUGCAUUGUUCGAAUCAACGUGUUCAAAACGCACCGACAAACUGUUCAAUACAUCUCGCCCACGGACUCGAACAAGCUGGGACAGGCGGAGCUCCUCGUCAUAGACGAAGCGGCCGCCAUACCCUUGCCUUACGUGAAAAAGCUGUUGGGGCCCUACUUGGUGUUCAUGGCGUCAACGGUGAACGGGUACGAAGGAACUGGCCGAUCUCUGUCGCUGAAGCUCAUCAAGCAGUUGCGAGAGUCCUCGACGAUGGGCGGCUCGAACGACGCUCAGGGUCGCGUCUUGAAGGAAGUGUCUAUGCAAGACCCAAUUAGAUACGCCGAAAACGACCCAGUGGAGGCUUGGCUCAACCAUCUGCUCUGCCUGGACGCCACAGUAGUGAAAAACCUGAAGUCGGGGUGUCCUCACCCGUCCGAGUGCGACCUCUACUACGUCAACCGAGACACUCUAUUCAGCUAUCACAAGGCGUCCGAAUGCUUCCUGCAGAGACUCGUGGCCAUAUUCGUCUCCGCUCACUACAAGAACACGCCAAAUGACCUCCAAAUGAUGGCGGACGCUCCCGCUCACCAUCUGUUCGUGUUGCUGCCGCCGAUCGCGAGCGACGCGACCACCUUGCCAGAAGUGCUGUGCGUCAUUCAAGUGUGUCUGGAGGGAGGGAUAUCCUCCGAAACCAUCAGCGAAAACCAACAUCGCGGACUCAGAGCCCCCGGAGAUUUGAUUCCCUGGACGCUCAGUCAGCAAUUCCAAGACGAAAACUUCCCGAAACUUCGCGGCGCUCGCAUAGUACGCAUAUCGACCCACCCGGACUAUCAGGCGAUGGGGUACGGGUCCAGAGCUCUGAACCUGCUUCAGUGCUACUACAACGGCGAGCUUGUCAAUUUGAACCGCAUCGCCGGAGAAUGCGAACCGAAAGAGCCGAAAGACGGGGAAAACGAGGAGUCCUCGGCGACUCUUCUACUCAAACUGCACGAACGCCCUCCGGAACCUCUACACUAUCUAGGCGUCUCGUUCGGCCUCACAAAAUCGCUGCUCUCGUUCUGGAAAAAAGCCCGAUUCUUCCCCCUGUACCUCCGUUUGACUCCCAACGAACUCACCGGCGAGCACACGCUGAUCAUGCAGUACCCACUCCCGCUCGCCGAAAGCGCCGCCUCGUCAGACUGGCAGUGUCAGUUUUAUCAAGAUUUCCGAAAACGCCUCCUAACGCUCUUGAGCUACGAAUUUCGCGACCUUCCCUGCGAUCUCGCUCUCCUCCUCCUCAACGUUCGCCCGUCCUCCUGCGCGCCCCCCAGCCCCAUCACUCGAGCGGAAAUCCAGCAAGUGUUUUCCAUACACGACAUCAAGCGACUGGAAGGGUACGCGAACCACCUGCUCGAUUUCCACGUCAUCAUCGACCUGCUGCCUUCUCUCGCGCAGCUCUUCUUCCUAGAUCGCGUCUCUGGCCUCUUCCACCUCUCCGCCAUCCAGUGCUGGCUCCUGCUGGGACUCGGGCUGCAACGCAAGACGCUGGACACCCUCGCCGAGGAGGUCGGCGUCCAGGCCAGUCAGCUCAUGGCACUUCUGAACAAAAUUGUCAGAAAGUUCGUUAAAGUUUUUCGAACUCUCGAAGAGGCCGACGAAUACCAGCGCCUCCCCUCCAGCUCGAACGGGCACGACGAGCACGACUCGAAGCAACUCGAGCAACAACAAAGCAAGCUCUUGAAAUCCCUGCCCCUCAAAGAAUACAUAAUAAACGAUUCCAGCCAGAAUUGGGACGAGGCGACCGCCUCCAUCGGCCAAGACAAGAUACCCAACACCAUCAGCGUCCCGACCGUGAAGGCUCCCUCGCGCGCCCAAGACGGCCACCGCCACAAACAGCGACACCAAAGUAAGAAGAGAAUUCGAAUCGACUGACGCAGCCUCACUCUCUCAGCGAGCCUGCUUUCCACUGGCGCGGGUCCCCUCGCAGGGACGAGCGCCUGUGAGUUGCUGCCUGCGCGCGUGGCGCAGUCGAAGCGACACACUCUGCGCUCAAGACUAUUAAAAAAAAAAAAAAGUUUUUCAGAAUUGACAAGAUUCAU